AAAACUCACGCAGUGUUAAAAGCCAAGGAAUAAAAAUGGGUCUUGAGACGAGACUUAAAACAUCUCCAGUUUUAUAUACAAUCCUAUAUUAAAUAUAUUGAAGUGGAAAAACAAGGACACGGUGAGUAAAAUGUAAAAAGAAAAAAAAACCCGCUGUGACACUUGUUCAAGUCGACGAUGCUUUUAUUUUGGUAAACCCAGCCGGAUGCAGUAUUGCCGUUGACGCUAGCUUGACGUCACCGUGACCGUGUCAGAGUCAGGAAGCGAGCCGAGCCAAACCGAGCCGAGCCCGGCUACAGUUAGACACAGAGCCGGGGACACCCACGGAGCUUCAGCCUCUUUUUAACCCGCUGAUGGAGCAACAUCUGCGGAGGACCAGAACCACCGGAUGACCCCCGAGAAACACGGAUAAACGGCGCCGGAUCCAGGUGGGGGAACCUCCGGAGCUUCAACACCGGGAGGCAGCGCAGCUGUCAUCCGUGUCCCGGUGCUGCUGGGCGGCUAGACGUCAGCACGCAGCCCGGCUAGACACGCUGCGGGGAGCUAGCUUAGCAUCAACGGCUGCUCCAGAACUAACUGACAAGUUGUGUCGGAGAGCUGUAGUCACGGAGGAACCCAAAUAAAAAAUAAAAAAAAAAUAUGGAGCAGACCUGCCGUGCACACCGGGACUCGAACCUGUGACCGAGCGACCGUUACUACCCGCUGCCCGCUGCAGGUGAUUGACAGCUCGCCACAACGGCUCCUCCAGAUGUGCAGCAGCAGAAAGUGACUAGCUCCGAGCUCCGAGAGGCUAGCCGCAGCCUGCACCACUCACUGGCCGAGCACCAGGAAUGGCUGGCGGGCUGGAGGAAGCUCCUGAGCGGCCUGGAGGAAGCUCCUGAGCGGCCUGGAGGAAGCUCCUGAGCGGCCUGGAGGAAGCUCCUGAGCGGCCUGGAGGAAGCUCCUGAGCGGACUCAAGCUGCACCAACAGUCGGUGGAUUUCUUUCUGCAGCAGCUGACACGUUGCUAGCCAGCUGACUGACAUUACUGAGAGGAUCCAGACACACUAACCGGGCUGUCAACCCCUACCCCUACACACACACACACACACACACACACACACACACGCACACACACACGCAUAAGGAGUGUGUCUGCAGUGGAAGAUGAAGAGGACAGAAAAUAAAAACAAGAGGAAACUGUGUAACAUGGAGCAGCAGGAGAGCAGAGCAGCAGCAGAGAAAGAUGCGAAGGAGUUUGCUCCUCCUCCUCCGCUCCUCUUCAGGAAGCUGAGUAACCCCGACCUCUCUCCUGCUGCCUCCACCGCCGCCACCAAGUCCAAGCUGCACCGCCAGCUGAGUCAGGACGAGAGCUGGGCCCGCCGCCACAGCCUGGCCAUGACCGGUAAACAGCUGCUGCCUCUGUCCAGCAGUCUGCACACCGGGGUCAGUCAGCUGGCCUGGCAGGGGCCCCCAGGAGGCCCCGGAGGCCCCGGGGCCCCCACCGGGAUCUCUGCAGCAGGAGGAGAGGUCAACAACCUGGUCCGCAUGAGGAGCCAGACCCUGGGACAGUCUGCCCCGUCCCUCACCGGACUGAAGGAGCUGAGUCUUCCCAGGAGAGGCAGUUUCUGUCGGACGAGCAACAGGAAGAGCCUGAUUGUGACGUCCAGCACCUCCCCCACCCUGCCACGCCCUCACUCCCCCCUACACGGACACACAGGUACCAGCCCUCUGGACAGCCCUCGCAACUUCUCCCCCAACACAGCGGCUCACUUCUCCUUCGUUCCUGCUCGCAGUCACGGACACAGGGCUGACAGGACGGAUGGCCGGCGGUGGUCUCUGGCGUCCCUCCCCUCCUCUGGAUAUGGAACCAACACGCCCAGCUCCACCGUCUCUUCCUCCUGUUCAUCUCAGGAGAAGCUGCACCAGUUGCCCUUCCAGCCGACGCCGGACGAGCUUCACUUCCUCACCAAACACUUCAGCUCCGAGAGCAUCACGGACGAGGAGGGACGCCGCUCCCCCGCCAUGAGGCCCCGCUCCCGCAGCCUCAGCCCCGGGCGUUCUCCCAUCUCCUUCGACCAUGAGAUCGUCAUGAUGAACCAUGUGUACAAGGAGAGGUUCCCCAAGGCGACGGCCCAGAUGGAGGAGCGUCUGGCGGAGCUGCUGUGCUCCUCGGCCCCUGAGAAGGUGUGUCCCCUGGCCGACGGGGUCCUGAGCUUCAUCCACCACCAGCUGACGGAGCUGUCCAGAGACUGCCUGGAGAAGAGCCGCGAGGGCCUCAUCACCUCCCGCUACUUCUACGAGCUGCAGGAGAACCUGGAGAAGCUGCUGCAGGAUGCUCACGAGCGCUCAGAGAGCGUGGAGGUGACCUUCGUCACUCAGCUGGUGAGGAAGCUGAUGAUCAUCAUCGCUCGGCCAGCCAGGCUGCUGGAGUGUCUGGAGUUUGACCCUGAGGAGUUCUACCACCUGCUGGAGGCAGCAGAGGGCCAUGCUAAGGAGGGUCAGGGCAUCAAGUGUGACAUCCCCCGAUACAUCAUCAGCCAGCUGGGGCUCACCAGGGACCCUCUGGAGGAAAUGGCCCAGCUGAGCAGCUAUGACAGCGGGAACCCAGAAACCCCCGAAACUGACGACUCAGUGGAUGGUCGAGGCUCCAGCGCUCCUGCUGCUCCUCCUCAGACUAAAACCAAAACUCCCAGAGAGGAGGACUUCGAGAACAUCAAGCUGAUCAGUAACGGAGCCUACGGCGCCGUGUUUCUGGUGCGCCACAAAGAGACGCGUCAGCGUUUCGCCAUGAAGAAGAUCAACAAGCAGAACCUGAUCCUGAGGAACCAGAUCCAGCAGGCCUUCGUGGAGAGAGACAUCCUCACGUUUGCUGAGAACCCCUUCGUGGUGUCCAUGUUCUGCUCCUUCGAGACCAGGAGACACCUCUGCAUGGUGAUGGAGUACGUGGAGGGCGGAGACUGCGCCACGCUUCUGAAGAACAUCGGAGCUCUGCCGGUGGAUAUGGCUCGCAUGUACUUUGCAGAAACCGUCCUGGCCUUAGAGUAUCUGCACAACUACGGCAUCGUGCACCGAGACCUCAAACCUGACAAUCUUCUCAUCACCUCCAUGGGACACAUCAAGCUGACAGACUUCGGCCUGUCAAAGAUCGGUUUGAUGAGUCUGACCACUAAUCUGUAUGAAGGACACAUCGAGAAAGACACCAGAGAGUUCCUGGAUAAACAGGUGUGUGGGACUCCGGAGUACAUCGCCCCGGAGGUGAUCCUGCGUCAGGGCUACGGGAAGCCGGUGGACUGGUGGGCCAUGGGGGUCAUCCUCUACGAGUUCCUGGUGGGCUGCGCUCCGUUCUUCGGGGACACUCCGGAGGAACUGUUCGGACAGGUCAUCAGUGAUGAGAUCAUCUGGCCGGAGGAGGAUGAAGCUCUGCCUCUGGAGGCUCAGGACCUGAUCUGUAAACUACUGAGACAGAAUCCUCUGGAGAGACUGGGCACAGGAAGUGCCUUUGAGGUGAAGCAGCACCAGUUCUUCACAGAGCUGGACUGGAACAGUCUGCUGAGGCAGAAGGCCGAGUUCAUCCCUCAGCUGGAGUCAGAGGACGACACCAGCUACUUCGACACUCGCUCUGACCGCUACCACCACGUGGACUCUGAGGAAGAGGACGACACCAACGAUGAAGAACACGUGGAGAUCAGACAGUUCUCCUCCUGCUCGCCUCGAUUCAGCAAGGUGUACAGCAGCAUGGAGCGUCUGUCUCUCCACGAGGAGAAGAGGACUCCUCCUCCCACCAAGAGGAGUCUCAGUGAGGAGGGAGGAGACCGCCUGGACAGUCUGAGUGGACUGAAGACCAGAGACCGGUCCUGGCUGGUCGGCUCCCCGGAGAUUCUGAGGAAGCGUCUGUCCGUCUCCGAGUCGUCCCACACGGAGAGCGACUCCAGUCCUCCUCUGACGGUCCGGAGGCGCUGCUGCUCCGCCAUCAUCGAGAUGCCUCGCUUCGCCAUCUCCUCCGAGGAGGAGGGAGGCCAAGGAGCCGCUGGGAGCCGUAAGAGCCCCAGCCUGUUGGGUCCGGGGGCCGUGAGGGGCCCGCGGUCUGACGAGCUGCCCCUCGCCAUCCCAGAGCUCCCAGUGGAGAGAGAGCUGAAGCUGGACGAGUCUCCCAGUACUCCCAGUUCUACCAGCAGCAGCCAGCUGAGCAGAGCUACACUCACACCCGGUAGUUCAGGUGACGUGUGUGAUCGUGGUCACCGUGGAAACGGCGGUGGGAACGGGAAAGCUGCAGGAGACAACGAGUCUCCGUCGACCCCGAGAGCCAUCAGCGACCUGGCGGCUCGCCGGGCUCGCCACCGCCUGCUGUCAGGAGACGCCGACAAACAGGCCACGCCCUCCUCCAGACCGCUCAACAAGGUCAUCAAGUCGGCCUCCGCCACCACGCUGUCACUCAUGAUCCCUGCAGACCACCACGGAGCGUCCCCGUUGGCCAGCCCCAUGUCCCCCCACUCUCUGUCCUCCAACCCGUCUUCCCGGGACUCGUCUCCUAGUCGGGACCUGUCCCCCGCCGUCACCAGCGUCAAGCCGGCCAUCGUGAUCCACCGAUCAGGGAAGAAGUACGGCUUCACCCUCAGAGCCAUCAGGGUCUACAUGGGGGACUCAGACAUCUACACGGUGCACCACAUGGUCUGGCAUGUGGAGGAGGGGGGUCCGGCCCAUGAAGCCGGUCUGAGGGAGGGGGAUCUGAUCACUCAGGUUAACGGAGAACCGGUUCACGGUCUGGUUCACACUGAGGUGGUGGAGCUCAUCCUGAAGAGCGGAGCGAAGGUGUCGAUCGCUGCCACGCCGUUCGAGAACACGUCCAUCAAGGUCGGCCCCGCCCGAAAAACGGGACACAAGUCCAAGAUGGCGAGACGCAACAAGAAGACCAAGACCAAGGAGGGACAGGACAGUAAGAAGAGGACGUCUCUGUUCAGGAAGAUCACCAAACAGGCGUCUCUGCUGCACACCAGCCGCUCCCUGUCCUCUCUGAACCGGUCUCUGUCCUCGGGGGAGAGUGGACCAGGAUCUCCCACCCACAACCUGUCCCCCCGCAGCCCCACGCAGGGCUACCGCUCCACGCCAGACUCCGCCCACUCAGUGGGAGGGAACUCUUCCCAGAGCAGCUCUCCCAGCUCCAGCGUUCCCAACUCUCCGGCCAGUUCCGGUCACAUCCGUCCCAGUUCCCUGCACGGCCUCGCCCCCAAGCUGCAGCGCCAGUACCGCUCGCCACGCCGCAAGUCAGCCGGGAACAUCCCUCUGUCGCCGCUGGCCCGCACGCCCUCCCCCACGCCGCAGAGCAGCUCGCCGCAGCGCUCGCCCUCGCCGCUGCCCGGCCACGCCCACGGCCCGGCCGCCGCCGCCGGGGGGGGGCAGUCCUUCCCCGUCAAGCUGCACUCCUCCCCCCCGCUGGCCCGCCAGAUCUCCAGACCCAAGAGCGCCGAGCCGCCUCGCUCCCCGCUCCUCAAGAGGGUCCAGUCGGCCGAGAAGCUCGCCUCCUCGCUCUCCGGCUCGCCGUCGUCUCCGGCGGGCGUGGCGGCGGGCGGAGCGGCCGGCGGCAGCAGGAAACACAGUCUGGACAUCUCACACUCUGAGUUCAAGAAGGAGAUCCUGCAGAGAGAACCCAGUCUGCAGAGCCUCCAGGAGUCGGCCAGCGAGGGCCUCCUGUCCUCGGCGGGCCGCGGCGUGGAGAAAGGCAGCCUGCAGAAACACUCGUCCUCCUCCAGGAAGCUGGGGCGGCAGGAGGGGGACGGGGCCCUGGGGCCGGUGCCGGGGUCCCUGGGUCUGGCCCCCGGGAAGAGCAAGCUGAAGGACAAGCUGUCUGCGAUCCGCCAGGACCGGGCCGAGCGCCGCGAGUCCCUGCAGAAACAGGACGCCAUCCACGAGGUGGACUCCUCCGAGGACGAGACGGACGAGGGCUCCGAGGACAGCCAGGACGGGCGCCGCGGGGCCACCUUCACCCCGCCCCCCCUGCUGAGGCCCACCACGGUGAGGACGGGCCCCGGGGGGACGCUGCCCUCCCUCUGCCUGUCCCCCUGCACCCCCCACGCCACCUUCAGCCACACGGGGCCCCCACAGGCCGGACGGGCCCCCGCCACAGACACCAGGACCCCCUCCUCCCUGAGGUCCUCCUCUGUAGAAGACAGAGCAGAGAGGAAGGUCCUGGAGCCCAGCGGGGCCUCCAGACCCUCCCAGGGGCCCCUCCCCUUCUCCACCCCCGGCAGUGCGUUCAUCUCCGUCAGCAAGGACACCUUCCUCAAGCCCACGCCUCCCAGAGACCCGCCCAGGAAACCUGCACCGCUAGAGGACCGGACCCCCGACGGCUCCGGGGCCUCGGGGCCCUCCACCACAGACUCCAGGAGCACGGAGGGCCCGGAGCCCCGCGCCUCCUGCUCCUCCCCCAGCAUCCCCAAGGAGAAGAAGGAGGCGGACAACCGGAGGCUGUGUGCCGCCGCCGCUGCCAGCUUCAGCGGGGCCCCCUCCCCCUCCUCCGGACCCAGCUCCGGGUCCAGCUCCCCGGCCCCGGCCCCGGCCCCCGAGAGCGCCGUGGACAAAGUGGUGUCCCAGCUGGCCACCGUAGCUAAGAGCGUCCUGGGUCCCGUCAAGCUGAGCAGCGCUGGAGACAAGAGCCAGAAGGAGCAGAGACCCUCUAGAGGAGGAACACCUGAAGUCCCAAUAACUGGGCCCCUCUCCUUUCUCUCCAAGGCCCCCCAGGCCCCUCAGGGCCCCCUCACAGAGUCCCAGACCAGACAGAAACCUGAGCAAGUUGCCUCCCCGACGCCAUCACAGAGGACGACCAAACCCUCGGCGCAGAAAGACUCCACGCCGUCUCCCUGCACGGACGUCCCAGCCCGGCCCCUGUCAGGACCCCCAUCAGGGCCCAUAUCAGGACCGCCACCAGGGCCCCCAUCAGGGCCCCCACCAGGGCCCCCGUCAGCUGCUCCGCCUGCCCCUGCUCAGCAUCUCGGUGCAGCAGCAGCCGCUCCGCCAGCCCCCAACACAAGCCCCGCCCCCCCUGCAGUAUCUGAGCCACAGCGUAAGAGAUCCAAACCCCAGACGACGACCAGCGCCGGGCCUGGCCCCGCCUCCUCAUCUGGCCCCGCCUCCUCAUCUGGCCCCGCCUCCUCAUCUGGCCCCGCCUCCUCACCACCAGACAAAGCAGCCAGUAAGAAGACGUAG
This is a messenger RNA of Centropristis striata (black sea bass), 7181 nucleotides long. RefSeq names its product microtubule associated serine/threonine kinase 2 (gene mast2). The record is from RefSeq and is a predicted model, not a curated record. The coding region runs from base 1146 to 7181 and encodes 2011 amino acids. Gene Ontology annotation, biological process: intracellular signal transduction; peptidyl-serine phosphorylation. NCBI's taxonomy places the organism in Eukaryota, Metazoa, Chordata, Actinopteri, Perciformes, Serranidae. Gene Ontology annotation, molecular function: protein binding; magnesium ion binding; protein serine/threonine kinase activity. The transcript has 32 exons. Gene Ontology annotation, cellular component: microtubule cytoskeleton.